AUGCCAAACAAGCGGUCGCUCGACGCCGCCGUGCCGGAGCAGGAGGCGGCGCAGUCCCCGAGGAAGCGGCUGCGGCAGGCGGUGUUCCUCGUGAUGCGGAUGGAGAGGAGGGCGAGGGCGGUCACGGUCGAGCAGACCGUUCGCCAGGUGCAGCUCGAUAUGGCCAAACUGUUUGUACUUGUGAUGAUGCUCGUCGCGCGGCUUGGCUCGAUGGAGAGCCUGCUCCUCCAGCUCCCCAACAUGGUACAGGGAUUAUUGGCGGAGCAGCUUGGUUCUUUUCACAGAUCUGUUAUGGUAUCCAUGGAAGAAAUGAUCCUGUCAGUUCGCCGGACAGAGCAACCUCAAGCAGCUGCGCUUCCCAAUGGUGUUUCUGAGCCUUCAAGUUCAAGGGCGAUAUCGGAAUGUCUUCCUGAAACUGGAGGCAGCUCUGGUGUAGUCAGGCUACGGUUUGUUGAUGCUGACAGACCAAAAUAUUCAGUUUUCACUCGUUGUCCAGUAAAAUGGCAGAAUGGAGAAAACCCUAAGGUAGCAAUAUUUCGAAAUGAGAAGAAAAUCACGGGUGGUGAUCUUUCUAAAUUGCAAAUUGAGAUUUUACCAGUCUAUGCUGAUUUUUUUACUGAGCGAGGACACGACGAUUUUACUGAAGAGGAAUUCAACAAGCAGAUACAUAGGUAUAAUGGGAAUGAGUCUGUCUUGAAAACUGUUAAUCUCAGAAAUGGUGAGGCCGAUCUUGGUUCCAUCAUCUUUAAAGAGAGCUCCUACAGGCAAAAUGUAAGAUUGGCAGCAAGAGUGAAAAGAAAGGAUCCUGCCCACAGAAUUCAAGAAGCAAUCACUGAUCCUUUUGUCGUCAAAGACCGUCGAAGUGAAUCAAAUGAAAAGAGUUAUCUUCCAUCUAAGGAAGAUGCGAUACAUCGACUGAAGAAAAUUUCCCAAAAGGGACCACGUUGUGUUGCCCUUGCGAAAAAAAAGGUCACUAAGGUGAAGCACUUGCUGCGUGAGUAUUUCAAAGACAAAUCUGGUCUCCAAGAGCUUACUGGCAUGAAGAGGGAGGAUUGGCAUUCCAUGAUUAAACAUGCCACCAUGUGUAAACCUGGGGAUGAGAUCUAUUCUUAUAGGGUUGCACCGGAAAAUUGUGAACUCUUAUUCAAUGACUUCUAUGAUCUUGUUGGUAUGAUGAGAAAUGGAUCAUAUGUUCCUGCCAGUGACCUUCAGUUUCAGCAGCUGAACAACUGGAAAAUGUCUGCGUACAAAAGACUUGAGGAGAGAGAGAACUCAGGGAAUCUUAUCCCUGAUUACUUGAUGGCGAAUGGCCGCCCUGUCCGUGCAAUGCCUCUGAAUAAUGAAGAAGGUCCUUCUGUACAAGCUAGAAUGACUGGGCAAUAUCCUAAUUACAUAGGUGCACAACAAGAAUUUGGUGUUCAACAGCAGAAUGGGUUCUCACCGGCCGAACUCCUGUCAAACAAUGAUGCUGGUCCUUCAAAGCAAAACGCACCACUCUUUUCACAUCACACUGCGCAUCAAGACCUUGGCCAGCAUGGUCCUUCUAUGCCACACUGUCAUUUGCCCCAGGGAAAUAAUUUGAAUGGUCUCUCAGGACAGCCAACUAUUCCUUCCUACAAUGUUCUGCCGGUUCCAGAGGAGUUGAUCACAGGUACAAAUCUAAUUGGCCAACAGAAUGGACACUUAAACUCUUUGACGACUGUUGCUUCCGAACUUGGUAAGCACCAUCCUUCUAUGCCACAGAAUGAAACUCCUUACUACCCACCCCAGGAAAAUAACUUAAAUGGUCAAGGAUCAUUCUCAGGAGAGCCAACUAUUCCGUCCCACAUUUUUCCACCAGUUCCAAAGGAUUACUUGAUCACAGCUUCAGGUCUAAUUGAGCAACAUAAUGGACACUUAAGCUCCUCAAUGACUGAUGCUCCUGAUGGACUUAGUCAGGCAACCUCUUCAUUUAACCAUGCGGACGAUGACAUCUCGAUGGAGUUAUCUACACCUGAAUUGCAGGCAAUUCUACAACAAGUGAAUCUGCCAGACCAGGGCUUUCUACAAGAUGACGACGGUGAACUGCCGAAUUUCAGCACCCAGCUUGAUGGUUAUGAAUGA
Messenger RNA from Lolium rigidum, 2103 nucleotides. RefSeq lists its product as uncharacterized. The coding region runs from base 1 to 2103 and encodes 700 amino acids. Gene Ontology annotation, molecular function: DNA-binding transcription factor activity; calmodulin binding; sequence-specific DNA binding. NCBI's taxonomy places the organism in Eukaryota, Viridiplantae, Streptophyta, Magnoliopsida, Poales, Poaceae. The transcript has 17 exons. Gene Ontology annotation, biological process: regulation of salicylic acid biosynthetic process. Gene Ontology annotation, cellular component: nucleus. The record is from RefSeq and is a predicted model, not a curated record.